Molecule: messenger RNA, 1090 nt
Organism: Tachyglossus aculeatus (Australian echidna)
Lineage: Eukaryota; Metazoa; Chordata; Mammalia; Monotremata; Tachyglossidae
Product: butyrophilin subfamily 1 member A1-like
Exons: 8
Coding region: 143-976 (277 amino acids)
Biological process (GO): regulation of cytokine production; T cell receptor signaling pathway
Cellular component (GO): external side of plasma membrane
Molecular function (GO): signaling receptor binding
Source: RefSeq, a predicted model, not a curated record
CUUCCUUUCUCUCCCCCUGGGCAUCCUCACUUUUCCUUUCAUCUUUUCCCCAGGUCACAUUGAACCCCACCUCCUGGUGCCCAGACAGAAUCUCCUCGUGGACGAUCAGGGUGAGGUGUUUCAGGCCCCAGCAGUGACAGAGAUGGGGAGUUUCCCAGCAUCCUCUCUGCCUUGCUGCAUCUUCUCCCUUUUUCUUCUCCAGCUACCCUUGGAGAACUCAGUUACAGAUCAAAUGAAAGUGAUUGGACCUCAUUCGCCCAUCGUGGUCCAAUUGGGGGAUGACGCUGAAUUAACCUGUCACCUGGAACCCAAGAUGAAUGCUCAGAACAUGGAGGUGAGGUGGUUACGAUCCCAGUUAUCCCCGGCCGUGCACGUGUAUCAGGAUGGGCAGGACCAGGCCGGAGAGCAGAUGAAGGAGUAUCAAGGGAGAACAGAGCUGUUGAAAGACACCAUCACUGAUGGGAACUUGACUCUGAGAAUAAGCCAUGUCAGAGUCUCCGAUGAUGGAAAGUAUCGCUGCAUUUUCCAAGAUGGGGAAGAUAGUGAUGAUGCAACCCUGCAGCUGCAGGUGACAGCUGUGGGCUCUGAACCCCAAAUCCACCUGGAGGGGCACGAGAUCAGAGGGAUCCGGCUGGGGUGCACGUCGACUGGAUGGUACCCAGAGCCCCAGGUGCGGUGGACAGAUGCCAGGGGAGAGACGGUCCCACUCCUGUCUGAGUCCCGAUCCCCAGAUUCGAACGACCUGUUUGCUGUGGAGACAUCCGCGUUGGUUCAAGAAGGCUCCGAGGGGACUGUGUCCUGCUCCAUACAGAACCCUCUCCUACAACAGGAGAAGAAGGCAGAGAUUUCCAUAGCAGUUCCCUUCUACCUACGAGUCUCUACCUGGGUGGUGGUGAUGCUGUGUGUGAUUGUGUUUCUCCUCGUACCAUUCAUCGUCUGUGCUGGUUAUUUCAUCUGGAAACUGCAUAGAGAAUAAGAGAGCCAAAUGCAUGUUGAAAGAGUCAUCGCUUGUUGAGCUCACCUGGAGACGGGCCAAGGCACAUAAGGUGGAUGUCACUCUGGAUCCAGACACGGCUCAUCCCCAACUCAU